Messenger RNA from Phanerochaete carnosa HHB-10118-sp, 2320 nucleotides. RefSeq lists its product as uncharacterized. Bases 64 to 2181 code for a protein of 705 amino acids. Gene Ontology annotation, biological process: regulatory ncRNA-mediated gene silencing. The transcript has 4 exons. Gene Ontology annotation, cellular component: ARC complex. The record is from RefSeq and is a predicted model, not a curated record. NCBI's taxonomy places the organism in Eukaryota, Fungi, Basidiomycota, Agaricomycetes, Polyporales, Phanerochaetaceae.
GCCGUUACGUCUCUUGCUCGUACCAACGUCUUACACUUUUGUUGGCCUAUAUAAGUAGGGGAGAUGCUCGUCGAUGAUGUCCCUGUCACCCCCGUGCACCCUCACGAGCGGCCGUUCAUCGUUUUCCCACCGUUCCCUGAGCCACCGCCAGGUGCAAAGAUCCCCAUUUGGAGCGAGUUCAAGCCCGCAGGCAUCCAGGUCGUCCUCGACCCAGAUUCCGGCGAGAUUGAACACGACGGCAGAGGCAUCCCCGUUGUUCGACUCGCGUCGAGCCACAGCCUGACGCCUGCUGAAAGAAUGAAGCACAAGAGCAACAAGAAGAUGAAGAAGACGACCGUCGGCCCUGACGGCGUUUCCAAACGCAUGACCUGGUAUGAAGACUGGGAUGAGUUUGAGACGACCAGACGUGCGAACAUUGACCCCGCGCUGGACCGCAUCGGUAGUCUCUAUUCGGCUGCACUCGAGUUCAAAACCUGCCGGCCGUGGCCCCCGCCGUUGACCGAGAGCAAUCCGCUCCUGCUUUGGGACUACUGGCGUCACUAUCUGGGAUUGAUCAGUCAGAUCCAGUCGGAGCCCAAGAAAAGCAAGCAACAGGAUCAGUUGGAGGACGAAGACGAAGACGACGGUGGGGAUGCCGACGCACCUGAGGGCCAGACGACCGUCACAGUGGUCGACGAUGCCGAGGGCCGGCAGCAGAACGAGGGCGAGCGCCACUCACAGCUGCAACCCAAGGAGCUCGACGAAGAAGCCCUCACACGACGCGAGCGCUGGAGCGAAGCGCAGGAGAACAAGAAGGAGGCGUUCCUCAACGAUCCUGAACAGACGGUUAAGAUCUUCUUCUCAAGCCACUGGCGCGACAAGGGCUAUGUCCAUUCAAAGGAGAAGUGCAAAGAGGGUCCAAUCCUCAUCGCCUUCUUCCUCAGAUACCUCAUUCGCAACCGCGUCUUCCCCGAAGAGGAAGCUGCCCUCAAACGUGCAGCCGCGCUCUGCGACCGUGCCAAGGAAGAACUGCCUGCGACGUGGACAGUCGCUCAGACCCUGCCAGACCGCGUCAGCGCCGGAUUCGAAGAGCUCAAUGGCAAUGUGACGCCCGGCAUGUUUGGUGGUGGCAUCCUCCACGAGGCGGCGGACGCAGAAGAUGAAGACGCUGCAAACGACGAGUCCGAGUCCGACGUAGGCGCAAGCAAGGAACCUGACGCCAAGAAGCGUAAACUCGAGUCCCAGUCUGAGGCACUCGACAAGAUGCGGGAGGACGACCCGACGGUAGAGGCCAUCGACCCGAACGCCAUCGACCAUGACUCGGCUGCUGUGCGAGACGCGAUCCGAGACAAUGUCGAUCAGAAUGGUGGGGAGGCUGAAUUCGAGCUCAAGCCGGAUGAACAGCCCCCGAAUUCCUGGCACAAUUUCACCUGGGAUCAGAGCCAGUCAGCCAACAACGACACUGUCAUGGGCAGCUGGGGUACGGCCGCACCGCUCGACUCCGUGUGGAUUAUCGAGCAGAAGAACGCACUCAUCGAGCUCCUGGGCCCGACCGCGCUGCCGUCCACGCAUACGACGGGCGUCAUCGAGCGCUCGACGCGCAAGAUCGCGAAGAUCAUCCGCCCGGUGCCCGCACCCGCGAAGAACGCGAAGAAGCAGAAGGGCCUGACACCCGCGGAAGCGGUCGAGGCGGAGCUCGCGCAGCGGCUCGGCGUCGUCGUGUUCACGCCGUGGGUCAAGGUCGGGAACCACGUCGCGUCGGACAUCACGCCGCCGCAAAUUCUGCCCGACUCGCGCGGGAAGGUCGUGCUGCCGACGCUGACCAAAUCAGACCUGCUGAACCAUGGCCUGCGCAACCCGCCGCCCCCGCCGCCCCCGCCGAAUGACGAAGGCAGCCUAAACUCGCCGUUCGACCCGCGCUCCGACGCGGUGCACGUUCUCGUGGACCCCGAGACGCUCGACAAGCUCGAGCCAUUCGUUGGCAUGGGUGUGCUCGCGACGUUCGUGCAGAUCGCACGCAAGGUGGAACCGGGCGACGACAUGAAGGAAAGGCCGCAGUCGUGGGACAGCAAGAAGAAAAGUAAGCAGCGUGGAGCUCCGGGGAAGAACGGCGAGCCGACGAGAUGGUGGUAUAUGGAGUCGGUCAUGCUUUCGCUCACCAGCUUCCACACGGAUCGGUACUAUGCUGAUCAAGAUGAGUGAGGUCUUCAUCGACGACUCAUAAUUGCUCCAGAUUUCGAAUAACAUUGUACUUGUAUUCGCAUGUGUACCAUGACCUGUAAAUGUUGUUUAGUCUUUUCGAAAGAAAAUUUCCAAAAAUUCGAGAAUAAAUCAUAUUAGA